GAAGAAGCCGCUGGUGGUGUGCCUUGCGCUCAUGACCUACGUGGUGUUCCAGCUGAUGGUGGAGUCCGCGGUGCUGGUGGUCGUCUACACGCCGGUUGUGUGCCUCGCGACGCAGCCUUCGGCGCCGGCGCGCGCCCGCGAGCUCGGUCAAGGCAACACCGAUGUGAUCGAUGGCACGGAGCACGGCCU
Prorocentrum cordatum is the source of this 189-nucleotide messenger RNA. The record is from the annotation of a GenBank genome assembly. NCBI's taxonomy places the organism in Eukaryota, Dinophyceae, Prorocentrales, Prorocentraceae.